Molecule: messenger RNA, 1455 nt
Organism: Puccinia triticina
Lineage: Eukaryota; Fungi; Basidiomycota; Pucciniomycetes; Pucciniales; Pucciniaceae
Exons: 10
Coding region: 1-1455 (484 amino acids)
Source: RefSeq, a predicted model, not a curated record
AUGCACCUUGGAAAAAAUAGUUACCAAGGCCAUGACUUGUUUCAAUCCCUACUACCCGCAUAUUUCCACCUCUGUUUUGUAUCAGCUCCUGCCACUCCUGCGCCUGCCAAUACACGCUUGCCUAGCCACAAAAAUUCCGUACACAUUAUGCGACUACCAUCUUCGACAUUACCUCCCCCCUUGGGCUCCCAACCCAUCCGUAUCAACAGCCAUGAAGUGGAAGAAACAGCUCCCGCGGGUCGUGUGUCACGGGCGAAGCGACCACGUCAAAGCUCAGCUAUUGUGCGUACCCCCCAAGUCCCAAGUGUGCACGGUCAAGGUCAAUCCAAUCCUCCUCCAAACAUUACCCCAAGUCGAGUGAUUGUUGAAACCCUAGCGAGCCAGCCCCAUGUGACAGAUAUCAAUCAACCUCCUAUCACCCCUCAGCAACUGGUCCCUAACGUUGGAGGCGAGGCACCCAUGAUGCUUGAUCCGCAGUUUCAACCCCCAAACUUCACCCCCAACCCAAUUCCCGUCAUCACACCCAGUCGCAUCAUCAACAGUGAUGAUACUUAUGUAACCCAAAUGCCCACCAUCACCCCCAGUCGGAUCAUCCACGGCGAUGACAGUAAUGUAGGAACUCCACUGAGUGUGGCCGCAAGACAAAUGCGGCAGGAUACCAGUCAAUUGCACCUUCCGCCCCCCGAACCGAGGUCGGAAGACAACAACGAGUCUGGAAGUGAUCACCAAUUGUCGGACGAAGAAGCCUACAGCGUCUAUGGAAGCAUAGACGGCUUCAUUAGACCCCCGCUAAGCAUGCCAAAUCCUGCCCCCCGACGCCACACUCAGAAGGUGGCGACACAUCCCCUUGUUGAAUCACUGCUUGCGUUGGCCCAGCUUUCCAAGGGUGAUUUGCAGUUGGCUAGGCAGAUGUUUAAUGCGCCCAAAGAAAUCCGAUGGCAAUUACAGGUCGUUAUGUGGCUCAAACAGCGAGCGACACCUCCAGCACCCGCUGCCCACGUUGCAGGCAAUGGUGCUCCAAGCGCACACAUUUAUGGGACGCUCAUCAGGACAAGUGUGCGCCAGAGGGUCCGUGAAAUACUGCUGACACACACAUUGGAGUCAUACAGCCGCCUGCAAUCACUCCACAGGCACCCGUUUGUUCACUCACCUCUUCCACUGGUCAAGGCCUACGUUCUUGAACAACCCGCCGCAUUCCAAAGGCAAACUCUGCCUCCUGGACUUCCUCAAAACAACAACACAAUGUCGAUUCUGCUAACCUUUCUGCGAGCAAUUGUGAAGCAUGAGAGAACUCAUCUUUGGAACUUACUCCUUAUGAAUGUCCGGCAGGAGUCUCAGGUCCGCGAACUUGGCCCAGUCCCCAAACUUCUCAAGCUGAUCUAUCAAAUAGAUCGGCAAUUCCAGCCCCAAGCGGCUAUGCGAGCACCUGAGGAUAUUCAAGCAGACCUCCAUUGA